AUGUCCGACACGCAGGACGCGCACACCAAGGACGGCAAGUCCGCCCCCUCGGUGCUCACCUCCAAGUUCGCCAAGCUCAACCCCUUCUCCAAGACCGGCAGCGCAGACCCGGAGGGCGGAGGCGACAACCUCGGUGAAGAGGUCGAGUUCGACUCGAUCGGUGGUGGUGGUCAUGCCGCACGUCGCACCAAGAUCACCAAGUCCGAACUGCGCGUCAGCCAUGCACUGCGCCAGUUCCUCGUAGACGAGAAGCUGCUUUCACCCGCUGAUGCGGCUCUGGACGACCAAGAAGCCUCGAGCUCCGAGGCGCUCAAGGCGCUGGUUGACCAGUCGCACAUCGAUGUGCCGGACUACGUGCGCGACCGCAGCCGUCCGCUUUCCGAGUACUUUAUCAGCUCGUCGCACAACACGUAUCUGCUGGCGCACCAGCUGUACGGCUCGUCGUCCGCGGUUGCGUACGAACACGUCAUGAUCACCGGUGCGCGCUGUGUCGAGAUCGAUGCGUGGGACAACGACGACAACCCGGCCGAGCCCAAGGUCACGCACGGCUACACGCUCGCGUCGCACAUUCCCUUCCGCGCCGUGUGCGAGACGAUGAAGCAGGCGCUGCGCAAGGAGGAGGAGGAAGCGCAGCGCGACUCAAGCUUCCGCCCGGCACCCGUGCUGCUUUCGCUCGAGAACCACUGCGGCCACGCGGGCCAGAAGCGUCUGGUCGAGAUCAUGCACGAGGUGUGGGGCGAUCUGCUCAUCUCGGGCCCCGUCGACAAGGGUGCGCCCGCCUCGGAGCACACGGCGCUCGACCACCUCGGCGCCAAGAUCGCGGUGAUGGUCGAGUUCCACCCGUCCGACAAGCCGCCGGUGGAGCAUGCCGACGACGAUGAUGACGACGAGGAGCGCAAGAACAAGGCGAAGCGCAACGAGGCCAAGAAGGCGGGCAUCAUCCCCGAGCUGUGUGCGCUGGGCGUGUACGCGCAGUCGGUCAAGCCGACCAACGACUCGUGGUACACAUCGACGCUGACCAACGGCCCGCACGAUCACCUCAUCAACAUCUCCGAGACUGGCCUGCUGGACCUGCUACCGAAGCAGGCUGCCGGGAUCAAGAAGCACAAUGCGCAGCACCUGAUGCGGGUGUAUCCCAAAGGCACGCGCAUCAGCUCCAAGAACCUCAACCCGGUUCCGUUUUGGGGCGUCGGUGCACAGGUGUGUGCGCUCAACUGGCAGACGUUCGACCACAGUGUGCAGCUCAACGAGGCGCUCUUCUCUGGCUCGGACGGAUAUGUCCUCAAGCCCACCGGCCUGCGCAUCGGUGGCGAUGGGCGUACCGCACUUGGUCGUCGUCGUCUCAAGCUGCACAUUGCCGGCGCGACCGAUUUGCCCAUUCCGCAAGGGCACGAUGCCGACGAUAUCCGACCCUACGUCACAUGCACGCUCAUCCUCCCCACGGACCUGGAGAACGAGCCGCAAAAGGAAAAGACAAAGCCGUACAAGCAGCAUAAGCUCGGCAUCAUCCAUCGUGGCGAACAGCCACGCCCCACCGAUCCGCUGUGGAACGAAUCGCUCCAGUGGGAGUUUGAACACGACGAGCUGGCUUUCCUGCGCAUCCUCAUCAAGAGCGACGACAAGUUUGCCAGAAAUCCACUUUUUGCCGUCGCCGCCGUCAGGCUCGUUUAUGCUGCCGAGGGAUGGAAGUUUAUUCGACUGCUCGAUCUCAAGGGCCGAGAAACCCACUCCACCCUCCUCGUCCGCUUCGAGUGGGAAUCCCUCUAG
Moesziomyces antarcticus is the source of this 1767-nucleotide messenger RNA. Its product is annotated as phosphoinositide-specific phospholipase C. The transcript has a single exon. Gene Ontology annotation, molecular function: phosphatidylinositol-4,5-bisphosphate phospholipase C activity. Gene Ontology annotation, biological process: phosphatidylinositol-mediated signaling; lipid metabolic process. Bases 1 to 1767 code for a protein of 588 amino acids. The record is from RefSeq and is a predicted model, not a curated record. Lineage: Eukaryota; Fungi; Basidiomycota; Ustilaginomycetes; Ustilaginales; Ustilaginaceae.